Messenger RNA from Colius striatus (speckled mousebird), 1090 nucleotides. RefSeq names its product ribosome binding factor A (gene RBFA). Lineage: Eukaryota; Metazoa; Chordata; Aves; Coliiformes; Coliidae. The transcript has 7 exons. Gene Ontology annotation, biological process: rRNA processing. The record is from RefSeq and is a predicted model, not a curated record. The coding region runs from base 41 to 1015 and encodes 324 amino acids.
UCCCCCGGUCCCGGCCCGAGCGGCCUGAGCUGGCAGCAGCAUGUGGAGCGGGCGGGCGGCGGUGGUGCGGAGCUGGUGCCGGGCGGUGCGCAGCUCCGCGGCGCUGGGCGGCUCCAGGAACCUGCUGAGGAAGAUGCUGCGCAAAAAGAAAAAGAAGUUUUGGUACGACAGCCCUGACCUGGGAUCCCAGCUGAUGUAUAAACCAAGUGGUUUGGCCUCUGUGCUGAGAGCUGAGCAGAGAGAAACCAGGAGGGAAGACACCAUCCGCUGCAGUGUCCUGAACGGCCUCAUUUACAAAGCUGUGACUGACAUGCUGACUACCUGUGAAAUCAGCCAAGAGCUGUAUGAGCUCAAGCUGCAAAUCUGCAAGGUGUCCCUGGCAUCCAACUUUUCAGCAUGUCGUGUGUACUGGAACCCAGCUGCUACAGUGGGGGAAGAGAGUUACAUUGAGAGUGUGCUGCAGAAGAGUGCUCCACGGAUCAGGUAUCUCCUGACCAGCCAGCAGAUCCUAGGACACGUCCCCCCAAUUGUGUUUAUCAAAGACAAGGGAGCUGCAGCUGUCAAAGAGGUUGAGCAGUUACUGGCAGUUGCUGAUUUUGGACCUCCAGAAGAGGAAGAAACAUCUCAGAAUGAUUCCAGCCAACUGCUCUCUUCAGCAGCUCCAUCUCCAGACUCACCCCUGCAGCCUCAUCUUUUUGGUAUCAAUCAUGAGCUGCUGAAGAAGCAGAUCAUGGACUACAAGAGGUUGAAGAUGUCACAGGGUGUAGAAAGCAUCCCCUGGACAAAAGAGCAGGAGAAGCAGCUUUCUAAGUUGAAGAAGAAAAGGAAGAAGCCCAAGAAUGCUCCUGAUGAUGACAUGACACCACAGAAGUACUUGCUGGAGCGACAUGAGGCUGAGUGCUGGGAUGAGAACACCCAGCCAGCCUUGGACUGUGAGCUGGAGGAUGAAUGGCAGGAAGAGCUGACUGAUUUGGAUGAGGAUGAUGGCAAUAAGCCUACUGAUCAACCUCAAUGAAGUGUAAAAGCUGCUCCUUUUCCAAUGGAGGCUGCCAAGAGCAAAUAAAAGAGUGCCAUGGAUGAGUUUUGGGCA